Messenger RNA from Laccaria bicolor S238N-H82, 636 nucleotides. RefSeq lists its product as uncharacterized. The transcript is spliced from 5 exons. NCBI's taxonomy places the organism in Eukaryota, Fungi, Basidiomycota, Agaricomycetes, Agaricales, Hydnangiaceae. The record is from RefSeq and is a predicted model, not a curated record. Bases 1 to 636 code for a protein of 211 amino acids.
AUGGACCACCUCCCUCCAGCGGUCACACAGCACCCUCCACCACCCGAAGACGACGCAUGGCCAACACUCCUUGUCCUCCCCUUCCUCGUUGGCCAAGUCGCAUUCUUAUCCGUAUGGGUCGUCUCACAGCUCAUCUACCUCAUCUCUUCCGCAUGCUACAAGAACCCAAAUGAGAAUCCUAGGCUGUCAAUCAUCGUCCUGCCCGUCGGGCUGCUUCUGCUGAUAACGAGUGUGUACCAUUUGCGGAUCUACCUCCGCCACGCGCGGAAACUCCACCUGCUUGCCGUUGGAAUGUAUUCGAUGGCCACGCUUAGCAUAUGGGCGGUCUUGGGACUGAUGAUGGCCUUGGAGGAUUGGACACAUGAUGGGAAACGGGAUACGUUGGUCAUUGUGUCAUUGGGGAUCUUCCAGCGGACAGGGUGGAUUUAUUUCUUCUGGAUACUCGUGUCCAUGCUUGCUUUCACGGCGACCGCUUUUCAUAGAUUGGGGAAACCGGCCGCACGUUUGAACGACAGUCAGAGCCAACUACGGACUAGAUUAUCUAGCCAAAUUACACGAACUCCCGACAGCCACAGUGUAUACGCCGUCCUGCAUGCCUUUACGACGAUUGCGGGCUUAGUGCCCAAUCUCACCUGA